CGUUGUCAGGUGCAGUCGGAAAAGUCGCGAGAAAAAUCAAUUUUGAAAAUUCCACCCUCGUUGACUAACUAUUCCGUGAUCCUCCAUGAAGUGGGAGAACUAUUGCGACUUUGUGGCCGGAUGCUUCGGUGGUGCCUGCGGGGUGCUGGUGGCCCAUCCCCUAGACACGAUCAAGGUAUGGCAGCAGGCCUCCAACUCCUCCGUCAUGACUGCCGUCCAUCAGAUCUACAGCAGGAACAAUGGGAUCAACGGCUUUUACAGGGGCAUGUUCUUCCCAUUCAUCUCGACGGGCGCCAUCAAUUCGCUGCUCUUUGGCAUCUAUGGUAACCAUCUGCGCCAGCUGAGGAAGGUUUGCCAUAGUGACUACCAGCGGGAGCAGCUGGAGUACCACAACAUGUUCAUGGCUGGAUCAGUGGCGGGAUUUGUCCAAUCCUUCAUAGCUUGUCCCAUGGAGCUGAUCAAGGUCCGCCUGCAGACUGCUUGUUAUUACAAUGACUAUCUGUAUGGGCAGCGGAGGACAGCCUUUGGCACUUUCAAAAGGAUACUCAAGACUGACGGCAUCUCCGGUCUAUACCGCGGUCUGCUGCCCAUGAUGUGUCGUGACGUUUUGCCUUAUGGAAUCUAUAUGCUGGCCUACCGCCAGAGCGUUGACUAUCUGGACGGAAGGGAUUUUGUGCGGCGGCGACGCAGCCAGACGGACGGAGUCAGUAUUAAUCUGCUGGUGACCACUCUGGCCGGUGCCUGGGCGGGAGUCAUCUCGUGGGUAUGCGUCAUUCCGUUCGACGUGGUGAAGACUUUGAUGCAAGCGGAUGAGAACCACAAAUUCCGGGGAAUCUUUCACUGCGUGAAGGUCAACUACAGGGCCUACGGUUGGCGGAGUAUCUUCCGAGGCAGCUGGAUGCUGGUGGCGCGGGCGAUUCCCUUCAAUGCCGCCACUUUCCUGGGCUACGAGUACGCCCUGGAAUGGUGCCAGCGGUGGAAUGGCACCUACGUAUGACCCAAGGCCAGAUCUGGCGGGGACUAAGAGCUUUAACUAGUUUGUAUGCUGUGACCAUUGAUAUCUACUGAAAUGAGUGUGAUUGAACUUUAAUAUACUACUUACGCUUUUUGCUAUAUUGUACAUAUAAUAAUACCAGUCACAGCUUUCGCUGAUUUUAAUAAAAAUUUUACAAUUGUGAUACUUAAA
Drosophila serrata is the source of this 1186-nucleotide messenger RNA. Its product is annotated as methylated amino-acid transporter SLC25A45. Gene Ontology annotation, cellular component: mitochondrion. Lineage: Eukaryota; Metazoa; Arthropoda; Insecta; Diptera; Drosophilidae. Gene Ontology annotation, molecular function: high-affinity L-arginine transmembrane transporter activity. The record is from RefSeq and is a predicted model, not a curated record. Gene Ontology annotation, biological process: mitochondrial L-ornithine transmembrane transport.